Messenger RNA from Hemicordylus capensis (graceful crag lizard), 3721 nucleotides. It is a transcript of the gene TNFSF14, whose product is annotated as TNF superfamily member 14. Gene Ontology annotation, biological process: immune response. Gene Ontology annotation, molecular function: tumor necrosis factor receptor binding. The record is from RefSeq and is a predicted model, not a curated record. NCBI's taxonomy places the organism in Eukaryota, Metazoa, Chordata, Lepidosauria, Squamata, Cordylidae. The transcript is spliced from 4 exons. Gene Ontology annotation, cellular component: membrane. Bases 28 to 741 code for a protein of 237 amino acids.
AGUUGCAGUCCCUUGAGGGAGAGCACCAUGGAAGCCGGGGCAAGGUAUCCAUCCGUUUUUGUGGUGGACGGGCCGCAGAGGGAUGUCCCCUUCGUGCCCCCGGUGCGGAGGCAUCAGAAGACGUGGCCGUGUUGCCAGCUGAUCCUGGGGGUCCUGAUGCUGCUGAUACUGGCUGGCUUAGGCAUCCAAGGCUAUUUCUUGAUCUGCUUCCGCAAGGAACUGGACAGAGCUACAGCAGAGGAAAACGCUGAAGCCACCCAUGAGAAAUUCGUACAAGACCACAAACCUGCCCCUGAAAAGCCAGCUGCUCACCUGACAGGUGCUUCCUUCACUGCGUCUGGGAAUAGCACCCUGCAGUGGGAACACACGCUGGGCUUGGCCUUUCUCCAGGACAUGGGCUACAAAGGGGGUUCCCUGAUCUGCAACAAGCCUGGACACUACUACAUCUAUUCCAAGCUCUACUUGGGGAAUUCAGGCUGCCCACACAACGAGCAGAAGAAUAUGUGGGUUGUGCACAGCAUUUACAAGAGGACUCCUCGGUACCCAGAGGAUAGACCUCUGCUGAUCAACAACAUUCUCUACUGCAACUCGAAGGACAGCACAUUUUGGUGGCACAACAGCUUCCUGGCUGGGGUGGUACAGCUAGAGGAGAAUGAAGAAAUCUAUAUCAAGGUGUCAGAGAGACAGCUGGUGAGGAUCAAGGAUGAGUUCAAAUCCUAUUUUGGUGCCUUUAUGAUCUGAAGGAGAUUUGGGCUGUGUACAGACUAUGCAGCAAUGAGAAUGGCCCCCUCCUUAAACUGUUAAUGGCAGCAUUAGCGCCAGUCUUGUUUCAGUAGCUUGGUAAUUGUUCAAAUAUAACGAAAGAGGGGGGAGUUUUGCUGCAUGGCAGAUUGUCAUGUGGAGGGGUAGAAGCCUGUUGACUCUUUGGGGGAACAACAGCAGUAACCCAGAAGUGUUUGCUGUAUGGUUGGAUAGGAAACCCUGUUAAAAAGAAAUGGCUAUUAAAAAUAAGAAAAUAAUUCUUGGAAAAUAGUGGGAUGGGGAGUGGUUUGCCUUGCACUUCUUCUUCUUUAAAAGCUAUAUGAGUGCUUAUGUGGACAUGAUCGCAUCCUUUCACAUUCAACAAAAAAUAAUUAGUGUUACACAUCAUGAGCACUACCCAACAGGUGCCCACAACAGUCACACCAAAACAUCUGCCCAUCUACUUUAGUAGCACCAGUCAACAAGCUAGGGGCUGGUGCUGCACAUUUUCCAGAUUAGAACUCAACGUGUACUGAAAAAGCCUGCCAAAUCCCUUUGACCAGAAACUGUAGUGGGACACAAAUGAUGAACAUGUAGGAAACUGCCUUCAAGGCUCAGAAAAGUUACUUGUACACAGUGUUAGAGAUGGUGUACAGAAGACGAUGAAUUUUUACGUUUAGUCACUGGCAGCCUUCUUCUUCAACAAUGUACCCAGCACAAUGCAGAAUGUGAUUUGACAGUUUCACUGAUAUUGUUGCUCAACUUGAGGAGGCCCCCUAUGCUGGAGACUAUUGCUCAUGAUUGCAGUAAAAAGCAGAUGAAGCUAAUUUCAGAUAAUCUGACUCUUCAGUACUUUGAUCGGCACUGUCGCUUUAUGUCCUUAUGGCUUAUUUACCAUCUCCUCCUCCACCUCCAGUAUUCCAGAAGGGAUUGUGUAGAUUAUAUUUAGCUAUCACUUUAUGAGCUCCCUUCUAUGUGUAUGUAGUUUCUUUUUCUUUAACAGAGUCCUCACCUUAAGAUACAAUCAUGACAGCAGUACUAUAUUUAACUGUGGGACCAUGUUACUAAUUAAAAAUGAAGAUGAUUGAAAGCGAGGGUAGUCUUUCCUGGUAGUCCAGCCAAUCAGGGAUCAUGGGGUGAUGUCUGAUCAAGCCAAUCAGAUUUUGCUAUUACAGGUUUGCACAAAUCAGAUCCCGUGAUUUGAUUCGAGCUCAAAUUGAAUUGCAGAGUAAUCAAAUUGAUUCAUCGAAAACAGUUGGUUUGGACAGCUGUCUCAAUGAAUCACCCCCAAAUCACCCAAAUCAAUUUGGAUGAUUUGAGCACCAUUUUGAGGCCCAUUUUUCUGGGGAGAGCUGGAAAAACAGGCCUCAAAAUGGCACAGUUUUUCCAGGGAGAGCUGGUCUACCAAGUGGGGUCGGCGAGUAGACCAGCCCUCCACUCCGGACUUGGAGUAUCAGCAUAUCUUGGAGAACUGGUCUACUGGGUCCUCCAAGGUGGGCUGAUGUGCCAAGUUUGCAGUGGAGCACUAUCUACCUGCCUACCCCAAUUGGUAGACCAGCUCUCCCUUGAAAAAUGGGCCUCAAAAUGGUGGUUUUUGCAGGGACAGCUGGUCUACCAACUGAGGUCAGUGGGCAGACCAGCCCUCCGCUCCAGAUUUAGCAGGUCUGCUCGCCUUUGGUAGACUGGUCUACCAAAUCGAUUUGAGGUCAAAUCAAAUUGCACAUCACUGUUAGCUAUGUGAUGACAUUACAGAGGGCAAGUGAAGUCAAUUGUGAGUGACAGCAAGAAGGGACAAUCUAAAUGAAUGAGAAAUUUUUAUGACAGUGCUAAAACAUCACUGACAAAGGGGGGUGUUUUUUAACACUGCAGAAAACAUGCAGAAAACCCCAAACCAUUAGUAUUUGUUCAUCCUUAAUAAUAAAGGUAUGUCGUAAAACUAAACCACAUUGUAAUGGAUUUUCUGUCUGAUUAUUCUGAAUAGACUCACCAAAUGUUUCUGCCUUAUAGCUAUGACUGAUCAGGAUCUGAGAUUUGACAAAAGAAUGUUAACAGUCAACCAGAUUUUUUUUAAAAAGAAGUUAAUUUAUAGGAGUUUAACAAUAAAUAUAGGAGAUUGUUUCUAAUAUAUCUAGAAUGCUUGAUACAGGAAUAGCCAAUGGAGUUUAUGAAAGUCCUACACUACCUCCAGCUAAAGAGAAAGGGCUGCUGUUAAGAAGAGAUGUGUGUGUGUGUGUGUGUGUGUGUGUGUGUGUGUGUGUGUGUAUGUGAAGGAACAGAAGAAGUGACUGGGAACAGAGAGGAGAAAGAGCUGACUCCAUCCAGCCAUCAUUUUUCCUCCCAGAAUGCUCUUGUAUAUUGUAAAUAUGUUGCUUAUAUAUUUGUAAAUAUGAUAUUUUACCAUACUUUAGUAAAUACCAUACAUCUCCAAUAUGAUUUGAAAGAGGGAUAGUUGUUAACCAGUAGGUGUCCCAGACUAUACUGCAGGAAGUAAGUGGUAUAAGUUAGGACAAGAGUAUAUAAAGUGCAUAUACGUGUAAAUUGGCAUAAAUCAGGGUUGUUCAUAUUGCUGCUUUUUAUUACAGUGCAUUAUGUGUCUUCUUAGUUUGGCUCAUACACUCAGGAGAGUUCCCCUGAUCUAUGCUACCCAUUUCUGGCCAAUAGGGCUGUAAAGGAAGAGGAGGUGCUUCUCCUCUCAUUUUGGACUGGUACAUUCACCUGUGCCAAGGUAGUCAAGGAGUACCUGUGUGUGUGCACAUGCAUGGUGCCCACUGAUUCCCUCGAAAUGUCAUUUUCUUUUUUUAAAUGUUCUUGUGCAAAUACAACUGUGUAUUAAGUCAAUCUGAUGCCCCAACAACUGUCAUGGAGCACUAAAUCCAACCCAUACCAUACAAAUCCAAUACCUUACUUUGAUUUAUCUUUUCUUUUUUUAUUUACAAUAUGCUUCAUAAUAAAGGGAUAUUCCUGUUUAAAACCUAACAAA